CUGCUCGCUCUUCUGUCAGGUGAGGAAGAAGAAACCAGGACAGGACAGGACAGGACAGGCCGGGUACCAAGAGUUCCCGCGCGGGCACAUCGCGAUAAUUGGCCGGUUUCAGAGGGGGUUCCAAACGGUAGCCAGCCAAGUUUAUAAGUCUCCUUGGCCCACGGCAGCACAGGCAAGGUGUUUGUUAGGAUGUGUACAUAGUCCCGGCUUUUUCAAGUCUCCUCAUCUUCCUCUUCUUUAGAUCUCAUUUCAAAACUGCAGUAGCUGGGAAUUUGGCGGGCGCUCUGGACGACAAAACGCAAGAACACAGUGACGUGGUAGCUACCGAGCGAUUCAUCAGGAGGGAGAUACGGUAUAAAACACUCUGCUGCUUUCUGAUCCUCACGGUGUGACGGGCAAGGACUGGACGCUUGUGUAGAGAAAUCACGGCAACUUUUAACUUUUUCUUUAUUUAAAAAACCCAACCCAAAAACAGGGUGAAACUGCAGCCUGAAAACCUAGGAUAGUACCUGAAAGCGUGCUUUAAAAAAAAGGACAUUGUCUUUGUGAAUUGAAGGAUCGUAGCAAAGUAGACAUUUUAUUUCCCUAGAGAGGUGGUUCUAAACAAUUUCUGCUGUGGAAUCUUUCGGGUGACUAGAAAUCGUUUUGAAGCAGGUUUCCCCGUCUCUAUUCGUUUCCCAUAUUUCUUGCGACUUAAUACUACUAUCACGCCUAGUUUGCCAUGGGGGUGUCUGUGAGAUGCUGCUGUUUCCUGCUGCUGUCGCUGCUGCUGCUCCAGCACUCGUACAGCGUGAACGUGAGUCAGAUCUGCAGACACCGCUGUCUGUACGGACGAGGCGGCAUCCUGUGUAACUGUAACGCCAUGCACUUCGCCGGCAAGAGGAACAACAAAGCCACAUCUAUGUACGCCCCACCGCUCCGACCUACAGUAGCCGCGAGGCUGGCCGCGACUCCAGACAUAGCGGCACAGGUGGGAGCUGAGGAAGAAAAGAUCGCCACAUCCCGGAGGUUACGAUUCGAGGGACUAGAGGACGAGUUGGACGAGAUCCCGUCGUUCUUCGCUUCGAGUCGUGGGAACGAGGACGGGUCGGCGUCUGGAGUGGUCCCCGGGAAAAAUGUCGGGGCCGCGGCAAACAGAGGAAGCAGCGUGGGUUUAUCGAGAGAUUCGGACGCUGUAUCAACAGGAUCGCUCAGCGGAGACAGGCACAGAGGAGCACGGCCGGCCUUUUUGUAUCCCGACUCGGCGGCCGGAGAAAACAGGAGACAAACCUCCGAGGCGGACGAGACGGCAGAAGAUGAUGGAUUGGUCGGCCUCUGGGACAGGAAUCUCAUCGAUAACUUCAUCGCCGAACUGGAGCAGAACGUUGCAGCGGCCGCUGAGCUGACGAACGGCUUCUCGGACAACACAAACGGUAACGAUAACGACAAUAAUAAUAUCGCAAGCGCCAACAACGAGUACGACGGCAGAAGAAGAAUGGUUGGUGGUUCAAACGCCGUGCUGGAAGGGAGUCUGCCCUAUCUUCUCUUCAGCAAGCAGCGGGACAGACUUGCGGACAGACUGGCGGACAGACAGCGGGGACAGAGAGAGGGGGAGGAGAUGUACGACCCCAUGUUGAGAUCUGCUGACCUCCUUCUGUCCGCCUCUCGGGCUGGCCCUUCCUCUGUAGCACAGCACCAGGCUCGCCGGCUCUCCAACAACAACGACCACCGUGGUGACGUCACAGGGUCUGGGAGAGACAGAAGUACGGAUCACAUGACCAAACUGCAGAGGAUUUUCCACCAGGCCGUGCACAAAAG
Aplysia californica (California sea hare) is the source of this 1797-nucleotide messenger RNA. RefSeq lists its product as uncharacterized. NCBI's taxonomy places the organism in Eukaryota, Metazoa, Mollusca, Gastropoda, Aplysiida, Aplysiidae. The record is from RefSeq and is a predicted model, not a curated record.